Messenger RNA from Orycteropus afer afer, 1665 nucleotides. NCBI's taxonomy places the organism in Eukaryota, Metazoa, Chordata, Mammalia, Tubulidentata, Orycteropodidae. The record is from RefSeq and is a predicted model, not a curated record.
AUGACCGCGCGAGGCGCCGCCGGGCGCUGCCCUUCUACGACAUGGCUGGGCCCCCAGCUGCUGUUGGCCUGUCUCCUGCUGAGCAGGAGUGUUACCGAGGAGGUGCCGGAGCACUGUAGCCAUAUUAUUGGGAAUGGCCACCUGACGAUCCUACAGAACCUGAUUGACAGUCAGAUGCAGACCUCGUGCCAAAUUGCCUUUGAGUUUGUAGACCCGGACCAGUUGGAUGAUCCCGUGUGCUACCUUAAGAAGGCAUUUCUCCUGGUGCAAGACAUAAUGGAGGACACUUUGCGUUUCAAAGACAACACCCCCAAUGCUAAUAAAAUCGUGCAACUCCAGGAACUUUCUUUGAGGUUACAGAGCUGCUUCACCAAGGAUCAUGAAGAACAGGACAAGGCCUGUGUCCGAACUUUCUAUGAGACACCCCUCCAGUUGCUGGAGAAGAUCAAGAAUGUCUUUAAUGAAACAAAGAAUCUCCUUAAAGAAGACUGGAAAGUUUUCAGCAAGAACUGCAGUGACAGCUUUGCUAAAUGCUCCAGCCAAAAUGUGGUGACCAAGCCUGAUUGCAACUGCCUAUACCCUAAAGCCAUCCCUAGCAGUGACCCAGCCUCUGUCUCCCCUCACCAGCCCCGUGCCCCCUCUGCAGCCCCUAUGGCUGGAUUGAGCUGGGCUGACUCUGAGGGGGCAGAGGGCAGCUCCCUCUUGCCCAGUGAGCAACCCCUUCAUGCGGUGGACCCAGGCAGUGCCAAGCAGCGACCACCCAGGAGCACCUGCCAGAGUUUUGAGCCUCCGGAGCCUCCAGGUGUCAAGGGCAACCCCACCACUGGUUUACCUCAGCCCCACCCAUCUGAUGGGGCCCCCAUCUCUGGGAUGGAGGAUGUUCUUGACUCUGUGUUGGGCACUAACUGGGCCCUAGAAGAAGCCUCUGGAGAGGCUAGUGAGGGUCCUAUACCCCAAGGAGCUGACCUUUCACCCUCCAGGCCAGGAGAGGGCAGUGUCCAGGAAGAGAAAGCCGCACCCAGCGACCUCCCCUCAACAUCUUCUCCACUUGCGGCAUCAGCAGAGGCCCGGGAGCUGGCAGAUGUAACUGGCACCCACUUGAAUAGUGCAGGCCCUGUCCAGCCCAUGGGCCAAGCCUGGAAUCGCACACCUGAGAAGAUGGGCAGUCCAUUGGCCGUGCCCAGAGAUCAUCAGGAGCCAGGAUUGCCCAGGAUUCCAUCGCUGCACCCACAAGGCCUCAGCAGACCCUCUACCCCCUCUGCUCAGCCAAGGCUUCCCAGAAGCCACUCAAGGAGCAGUGUGCUGCCCCUUGGGGAGCUGGAGGGCAAGAGGAGCACCAGGGAUCGGAGGAGCCCCACAGAGCUGGAAGGACAAGCGAGUGAGGGGAAGGCCAGGCCCCAGGCCCGUUUUAACCCCGUUCCUUUGACUGACACAGGCCAUGAGAGGCAACAUGUGAGACCCUCCGACCCCCAGCUCCCUGGGUUUGUCUUCCGCCUGCUGGUGCCCAGCAUCAUCCUGGUCUUGCUGGCUGUUGGCGGCCUCCUGUUCUACAGGCGGAGGCGGCGGAGCCAUCGAGAAUCUCAGACAGUGGAAUCUUCCUUGGAACAGCCAGAGGGCAGCCCCCUGACCCAGGAUGAGGACAGACAGGUGGAACUGCCAGUGUAG